Aspergillus japonicus CBS 114.51 is the source of this 6971-nucleotide messenger RNA. RefSeq lists its product as uncharacterized. The transcript has 8 exons. Gene Ontology annotation, biological process: double-strand break repair via homologous recombination; replication fork processing. The record is from RefSeq and is a predicted model, not a curated record. The coding region runs from base 275 to 6943 and encodes 2222 amino acids. NCBI's taxonomy places the organism in Eukaryota, Fungi, Ascomycota, Eurotiomycetes, Eurotiales, Aspergillaceae. Gene Ontology annotation, cellular component: Cul8-RING ubiquitin ligase complex; nucleus.
CAGAGAACAAACCCACCAUCCAUUCAUUGCACACGGUCUAGAAGGUCGUGCAAGAGCUUGUAUCAUCACUCCCUACGCAAUUCUACUCGCCCUCAUAAAUACUACCAUUUGCAAAUUAUCACUGCCGCGAAAAAUUUGCUGUUGCCGUCCGCGCCUUUUGUCCGCGUUAACACGCGCCCACCUCCUUCCAAUUCCACCACCACCACCGCCACCACAGAUUCGUCGCCACGGGAUGGAUAGUUAGGGAGAUGGGCCAUCCGUGCCAGGAAUACUAAUGGAAUCAUGGCGGGAGCGAGGCUUUGUACCGGACUCAGACUCGGAGGACGGGUUCGACAGCCAGGAGACGCUCAAUUCCCGCAAGGAUGACGAGCGGGCGGUCGAAAGCUCGGCGGCUGCUGCGGCGGUGGUGGUCAAAGAUGUCACAACCAACACACGGGUCGCUGGAGCGGAGGGAAGAGGCACUGAUCCAUUGCAGAGUGUGAACGGACGCGAUCCAGCCCAUCCUUCUACGCUCGACUUCGGCGUUGAAGAAGGUCCUAUGCACAUUCUCCCCACGGACGAAUCGACGGUACGGACCAACAACGCAUACGAAGAGCGACCUAGGGAACAGUCGGUAGAUGAGACCACCCCUCGAGCGGGUGGGAUAUUGGCUGAGGUGGACAAAGUCCUGGGAGAUGCUCCACGCAGCGCCUCAUCGACCCCCAGGGCAAAGGGGAAAGCAGAUACCCGGGAUGAUUCUAGUUCAGAGGACGAACUGCAGUUUGAGUAUAUGCGACCUCGAAAACCGGUCCGGGUCUAUACGCGUGUCAAGAGUGUUCGUCAAUCACAACCAGCGGAGGAGAAUUAUGACUCUUCCACGCCGUCGUCGCCUCUAUCGUCGCUUGAUUCCCUGCGCCUGGACUUUGAAGAUGAGGAGGACCAAGGGAACAAUGCUGCAGACAAUGAUCUGACGCAGCAGGAAGAGGAAGCUUCGAGUCAAUCGGCACAGGAGCUCCCGCCGCUGGACAUUCCUGAAGAGCUGCUUCGUGAGCUUUCCCAACCCGCGCGGAGAUCUUUGCGAGAGCGCAAGGCUAUCCAAUUGCAUCCUUACAUGCUGGAAGACGUGAAAUAUCGCAAUCUUAUGCGAGCUCGAGGAGUCAAACCAGUGCGCGUGGCCCAGCAGGAAAUCAAUCGUUCGGGUGCUCAAGAAAGUCAGAACCAGGACUAUGUCGAUCAACCAGAGCCAAUGUCCGAUAGUCUGGGAGCUGAAUUUGAGUAUCUGCCGUCAUCUCCGCCCGAGACCCGACUUACUUUAAAGAAAAGAUCAAUCGAAUCAUCUCCCGAGCGUCAACACCAUCAGGCACCACGAGCUCAGUCUACUAACCGGCUCCCGGGUCCUACCAUAAAGAGGCGAAAGGUGUCCAAAAUUGCAAAUCCUCAACAAACUCCUCGGACUGAGACUCAGGCCCGGUUACAGGUCGUCAUCGACAACGGCUCAUCCCCCGCUCGCCAAGCAGUUAAGCCUAUCUUCGAUAUCCCUAGCCCACCUCGCUCUGAGGACGACGAUCCGUCUGAUGUGGAACCUUCCACCACAUUUCGAUUCCCUAAAGGCUACACGCCUGCUUUGAAUACUCCUAGUACUGGGCCACGAGCUGCGACCACCGAUCGAGAUGUCAUGGACUGGUCUGCGCCUGAAAUUGAAGGUAGUAUGGAUGAUGGGCAUCUCGAGGCCGCUCCCAGUCCUCUGGUCGAGGAAGGGUCGCAGGCUAGUAGCGAAGAGGAGCGGGAGGAGACUGACGGCGAAAAGACAGAUGAGGAUGAAGCUGCAAUACGGCGGCGUUAUCAGCGACGUAUUAAGGGACAAAAGCAGAAGGAGGUGCAGUUUGGCUCAACGCAGCGGAGCAAUGAAAAGAUGCGAGUGCUGAAACAUGGCGGCAAUGCUAGACUGCCGGGUUCGAUAGACGCACUGCGACAGCUUGCCGACUCUGAUAGCGAGGACGGACGAGAAGCCAAAGAGGCCGACGAGGAAUCCAUUUCACGUCCGCAGGUGGCUCGACAAGGCGACGAGUAUCCAUCACUGUAUGAGGAUAUGGAUGACGACAUCCCAGAAGACAACCGGAUCGAUGAAAUGUUUCCCCCAGUCCCUCGUUCUACAUCAGGAUUGAAAGCUCGAAAGCAAGGGAAGAAAAAGACAACCGUCAGAACAAAUGCUGUUUCUUCUACAAGGCUAACGGAUCGCAUUUAUCGGACACAGAAACAAGAGAAACGAAGAGCGCCAGCUCUACCCAAGCUUGGUGUUUUGGAUGCACCAGAUUUUCUCAGGGAUAAGGGAAGGAGAAAUACCGAAGAUGCGAAUGCAUCGUUGCAUCAAUGGCGAGCAGGUAAUUUUCGACAAACCCGACUGCCUCGAAUUCAAACCAAACCGUUCAAGCAACAGACCACGCGAGAAGGCCAUGCUAAGACACAAGAUCGUGUCGGCAUUAAUGAAGGUCGAGCGCCUGUAAGGACCCUGGCUUCUUCUCUGAUGUCAUCAUACCUGUCUAGAGACUCCCGAGAGCAUGGUGUUCGCGUUGAGGACCACCCUCCUGAUCAGAAUUCAACCAUUCCGCCUCAAAGGCCAAAUGAUGACCAAGUAUCUCGUGAAACCGGUAAACCGGAGCAGCCAAGUAAUAGAUGGAUUGUCAAAAGAAACUUCGCAGUCACCUCUCUUACGAGAAAUGGCUUUAGGCCUGCGAUGCUCGAAGAGGUGAACCCAGCCGGUCGACCUGUGUCCCCAGUGUCGUUCCAACGAUCACUAUCGCAGUUGAACCGAGACUACCGCGGCAAAAGCCUUCCUCGGAUCAGGCGUGAUAACGUGGUCAUGGAUAGAUUCAUCGCGAGUCGCAGUUCGACGCCUGUUCCGGCUGAGAAAUCAAAUCAGCCCGCUACGGCUCAGAUGGUUGACAAAUCGAGCGCCAGACGCCCCUUGGUACAGACCCGGUUACAAAGUCGUCAGGUGAAGAAGCGUCCACCAAGACGGUUGGAAAUCAAUACGAUCCAAGAACAGGAGCCCCUUCACCAAGAGACAAUCACAAUGUCAGACUCGCAUUGGGCAUCGGAGGAACCACAGCCUUCUAGCUGCCCCGUCGGGGCUCUUGAAGGGUUGCAGCGAACGUAUCCCAUUGACUUCAACAUUACUCCGUUGGUAUCAGGAACGUUCUUUCAUGAGUCAACCUUUAUUGGGAGCGGGGAGUUUUGUCGCUCGCUGAAGAUUCUCACCAGAAACCUCGACAAUGACGCUGGAUUUUUCACUUUGCAUCUUGAAGACGAACGUCACCGUUGGGGUGCUUGGAAUGAUGCCGUUUCCUCCGGUCUCGGACUUGCUUUCGACAAAAUUGUUGAGGAACUGGACAGACCGGUCGAGGGUCCAGCACAGUCUCUCACUGGAAGUGUCGACAAGCAAGGGUGUAUGGUGUACCGGUCCUUGGUCAAAUACGUCACAGACAUCCUAUCCUUCAUCGAUCCGAUCGAUCGAACGGGGUUCGUGAGGCGAGCACAUAGCCUUGUUUCCAAGGUCAAUGACACUUUAGCGACGCUGGUCCCGACAACGGAGCCGGAGAUGGAUCACCUCCUGACAAUCUCUGCUUAUAACACUGUAUUCGUGAACAUGCUGCUUCAGAUUGCAGGACACGAACUUGUGGAAGGCAGCGUUGCUGACGAGGUUGUGACUUCAUUGAAGCUGUCGUCGAAGCUGACCAUUGCUGUUAUCGCAAGCGAAUUGGGGCAAUCCAGUAUUCGCAAGCACCUUCAAGAUCUGGAGUCUACUGAGGCUCGUGAAAGAGGCAUUCGCAGCGGCAGAUCUUCCCUUCAAGCGUAUGUCACUGUUCGACAUGUGCUGCGCAGCAAUGAGAGUAUGAAAGGUUAUUUCGAGGACCUGCUAACCCAGGCCUACACACUAGCUGACGAGGGCGACGUGAGCAACUCCAAAAAUGUCUCUCAGCUGGAAACUGCGUGGCGAAACGUAUUCACAUCCUUGCCUCUGAAUGAAUUCGAUGUUCGCGGCAUUGCCCAAAUUGGCUCCCGAUUCCGUGAACAGCAGGACAACUGGCCCGUGAUCAAAAUGCUGCUACGUCCGGCGCUUGAAAGCUAUGAAGCCAGUUCUGUCGGACAGCCUGUCUUAUAUUACAUUUACUGCCGGGCUUUGUUUCAUAGGUGCUUUCACCUGAUCAAUGGCUGGGGCUGGCGGGAUUGCAAGCAAGUCCUGGAUACUCUAUACGAUUUCUUCGCCAAGAAUACGCUGUACAAUCUGAGGCAAGAAGAGAGCUACAAGUCCCCAUCUUUUCUUAAUGAACUGGACCGCAAUCCUUCGUUGCACGUGCAGCCUGGCGAGCCAUGCUUCCAUAUUUUGCUCAAGAUCAUUGCAAGUGGAUUGAAGUCGUUGUCGAAGUCCUACGAUAAGAAGAAAGUGCGGAAUUUCGCCUGGCGCCUGUUGCCGAACCAUGGACGGAUGUACCCUAAGGAAAAGCCCAUCCAGCAGACCGACUUGGAUGCCUUGAGAAACCAUCACGACCUGCUUUGCACGCUGUACUAUGCAGUUCCUGACGGAUGCCGGCCUCGGUUGGAAACCAUUCGGGAUCUGGUUCACCCUGCAAGCUCUCAUAGGGAAACCUGCAAUAUCAGUCUUCGUUCCUGGGAUCGACUGGUUCGCUUCAAGCUGUCGGCUGACGAAGAAGUCUCGGGGCUUGAGCCAUUUGCGGACUGGCACUGUUACUUUGUGACUGAGCUAUUGAAGCAGCAUGCAAUGGCUCGGCAAGAGGUUGAAGCCCAGAAUACAGUUGCUAAUAAGUUUUCUGAUCAAUUGGUUGAGAAAACGAUAGCACAGAAUCAGCGACAAAUUGAAUCGUUGCUGAAGACAGCUCUGAGCAACCUAAAAAGUGCCGUCAAGGCAGCACCGACAUUACAGCAUGCUCAAAAGCUAGUUUCAAAAAUGCCCGUGAAAGCGCUACUAGGGCUUUUUAAUCCCCAGCUUGCUCGCGUUAACAUCAUUGUCACUGAGUCUCUCCUGGUGAUUCUUGCCUAUCUUGAGAAAUGCAACGCUUCUCAAGCGCAGGCCCCAGGAACAGCAGGGCCACCCGUCGUGCUGGACGAAGAUAGCCAAGAGUAUGGGGAUUGGACCGACAUUGAAGCUGUAUGCGGGGCAAUGACUACUACCGCACCACCUGAGAUCGAGUAUGUGGAGCAGACUCUCCACCCCGCUGUGUCCCGACUUGUCUCCAACUGCUUUGGUGAGGACUAUUGUCCCGAGGAUGCAAUCCUUCUCAGUGCUGUCGAAUGUUGGACCUCCAUCGCACAAACACUUGUUAAGCACGGACUGCGACAUUGGGACAGCUACCUGACUCCUUACAAUGGCGAUUCGUGGGCAGCGCUUCGAUCAACUAUGCAGACAAGAAAGUUUACACCCUUUUUCUUAGCAAGCUGCAUCGAGAAAGACGCUCGGUGCAUCGUGGACUGUAAAGUCCAGAUCCUUGGCAUGUGGAUGGCCAGCUUGGUUGAGAGGGUCGCUCUGUUGAAAUACCAACACCGCUUGACGGAGGCGUUAUUGAAUCACGAGGAGGCUGAUCCCGUGUUGCAGAACCUGCCAUUUGCCAUUGACCGCAAGCAGGGACGAUAUUCGCUCAGCUUGGAGGACAUUAGCCAGCGUCGGUUGUCGCUGAUAUCCAGUCUCUUGUCCAACAUGCGUUCGCACCUCCAAGACCUUGAAGACGCGGGCGCACGCGAAUAUUCGAGCACAAAGCAGGAAUACGCGGAGGCAAUCCAGAGAAUGAUGUCAUCGAUGAAGGCCAAUUAUCAGGAGCUAGGAAAUGGCACCCAGAGCGUCCAGGGGGCCUACGUUGAUCUCGUCCAUCGAGUUGUAGGGUUCCUGCAGCAACACAGCAGACAAAUCUGUCCUAUUGAUCCGUUUUUCAUCGACCCUGCUUCCUUCCCGCUGCCGUCCACGGACCCAACCUACAUCGUCGCCAGAUUGAAGAGUUAUGAGCCCAAGGUCCCAGUCGAGAGUGGGGCGAAAACGCUAGUGGUGUUCGUCCAGAGCGUCUCGGAGCGGGCGGCCAUAGAUGGCCAACAGGAUUAUCUCGUCAACCAGUUGCAUUCCUCGAUGAGCGAGACCUAUGAGAGCGGCAGCCCGGACAAGCCCACGCUGAGGUCGACAAUGCUGCAGGCUGUGUUUCCUGCUUACCUCGAGACAGCGUUCAGCAGUCGGGCGGCGUGGGUCCUAAGCCGGCCGAUUGUGCAUACCAUCCGCCUUGUCUUCAAGGAGCUUCUGUUCACCUUCGAUUCCACAGAUGCUGCGUGCGUGGGGUCGGUCUUGAAUAUGUUUGCCUGCGUUUUUGGACCAUCCUAUCGUGCAUUGCAGCUUCCUCUAUUCCGGAACGUCAACCUGCUUACCGAUCCAGCCGCAGCGACCAGUGCCGCCUCGUUCUGGGACAUGAUUACGUCCGCCUUGCCCAUUGUGGACUACAUCGACCGCGGCACCACAGACCACCGAGCAGCCAGCGAUAAUAUCCUCCUCCAGCUGCGGGCCUUCCGCCAGCUUGCCCUCGUCGCCCUCUCCAUUUCCCCUGAAAGAAUCGAAGAACAACCUCACCUUCCCGCAGCCAUCCCCCCUGGUGGCGGGGACUUCACGCAGCACGCCGCAGCCUUCACUUCAUACCCAGCGGCCCCCACAACCCCGUCUUUCUUCCCUGAGCUCCGCCAUGGUGCAACCCGCGAGCUACAGUCCUACAUCUACGAGAACUGGUCUUGUCACCAGGGCAAAUACUACUUCACCCGCCGAGGCGGGCACCAACCCCAGGAAGUCGAGGUGGAACCCGCAGUGGCUGCUCAACUCGAGCAAUCUCCCCUGCUUGCGUUGCGGAGUGCAGCCCAGAGCUUCCUGGAUACGUUAGGUAAACUUGGUCUUAUCGAGGAUGACGCGGAUGAUGAGUGAAGCCUUCCUGUUUGGCUUUACCUGGUUU